Molecule: messenger RNA, 1152 nt
Organism: Budorcas taxicolor (takin)
Lineage: Eukaryota; Metazoa; Chordata; Mammalia; Artiodactyla; Bovidae
Gene: DUOXA1
Product: dual oxidase maturation factor 1
Exons: 7
Coding region: 1-1152 (383 amino acids)
Biological process (GO): protein transport
Cellular component (GO): endoplasmic reticulum membrane
Source: RefSeq, a predicted model, not a curated record
AUGCAGAAGUCUGGAGCUUGUACUAGGCUGUAUUUCCUUGAAGACUGCAGCUUUAUUUCUUGGCCACCCCUAAUACACACAAAAAGGAACCCCACUGUAUCCUGUGAUAGAGCCUCUGCCUCCCCUGAACAACCCAAAAUGGCUGCUUUUGGACACACAUUCCCCUUCUAUGCUGGGCCCAAGCUGACCUUCCCAACGGACACCACAUUGGCCGUCAUCGUCGCCAUCUUUCUGACUUCACUGGCCACCUUCAUCAUCAUCCUGCCAGGCAUUCGGGGCAAGAUGAGGCUGUUCUGGAUGCUGCGGGUAGUGACCAGCUUAUUCAUUGGAGCUGUGAUCCUCGCCGUGAAUUUCAGUUCUGAGUGGUCUGUGGGCCAGGUGAGCACCAACACAUCCUACAAGGCCUUCAGUUCCCAGUGGAUCAGCGCCAACGUUGGGCUGCAGAUUGGGCUGGGAGGCGUCAACAUCACGCUCACAGGGACCCCAGUACAGCAGCUGAAUGAGACCAUUGAUUACAACGAGGAGUUCACCUGGCAUCUGGGGGAAAACUACGCGGAGGAGUAUGCCAACGCACUGGAGAAGGGGCUGCCAGACCCCGUGCUCUACCUGGCCGAGAAGUUCACCCCACACAGCCCCUGUGGCCUGCAUGGCCAGUACCGCCUAGCGGGACACUACACCUCGGCUAUGCUGUGGGUGGCAUUCCUCUGCUGGCUGCUGGCCAACGUGAUGCUGUCCAUGCCUGUGCUGGUCUACGGUGGCCACAUGUUGCUGGCCACAGGUCUCUUCCAGCUGUUGGGACUGCUCUUCUUCUCCACGGCCACAUCCCUCACCCCGCCCUGUCCCUUGCGCCUGGGUGCCGCCACGCUGCACACUCACCGUGGGCCUGCCUAUUGGAUCACGUUAACCACAGGACUGCUGUGUGUGCUGCUGGGUCUGGCCAUGGUGGUGGCUCACAGGAUGCAGCCCCACAGGCUGAAAGCUUUCUUCAGCCAGAGUGUGGGGGAGGACCCUGUGCUGGAGUCGAAUCCCGAGGAAGGGGGACUCCUGAGCCCUCGCUACCGGUCCACCACUGACAGCCCCGAGCCGCAGGACAUCCCUCUGUCAGAGGCUUCCUCUGAGGCCCCCUGCGAGGAGCCUGACUGUGCCCUGUAA